AUGCGGGAUGCUGGUAAACCUGGUGGUAAACCGGGCGGCGCAGGCGGCAAGGGUCGCAAGAAGCGCGAAAAGGGUGGAACUCGCAAGUUUGUGACAUCGCUGGAGGAGAUGACGUUGCGUGAUGAACAGGAGGAGCAGAAGCGUAAAACUCGUGGUGACGAUAUGGCUUUUGAACGUGUGCAGACCAAUUCGUUAUUUGGUUUUAGCAACAGCGCAGAUGGCCCGGUAUUGCAGCAGGAAAAGAAAAAGGUUGGCUUUGCGGCUGUUGCCAAGACGCAGAAUCCAAACGCGAAGAAAACGGCGAAUAAAGUAAUGAAAGCUAAGGAUAUGGAUGAGAAUGCUGCCCCUCAACAGCUUAGUCGACGAGAGCGUGAAGCCAUUGAGAAGGAGCGAGCAGCAGCGUAUUACUUGAAAAAGCACUUGGCUGGUGAAACGGACGAGGCUAAGAAGGAUUUGGCCAGAUUGGCGGAAGUUAAACGUCGCCGUGAAGAAGCUGAACAGCGCAAGAAGGAGGAAGAAGAAGCUGCUGCUGAACGCGAGAAGAGCAAGAAGAGUGUGCAGGUCAAGGAUGACGACGAACCUUUGGAUGCUCGUGCGAUCAAAGCCUUGAAGCCGGCAGUUUUGAAGGAGAAGUUGAAAGAGCGGGAUCUGUCUACACAAGGCCAGAAGAAGGAGCUUAUCCAACGACUCAUAGACUAUGAAAAUGAGCGAGCUUUAUGA
This is a messenger RNA of Plasmopara halstedii, 720 nucleotides long. RefSeq names its product 28 kda heat-and acid-stable phospho. Gene Ontology annotation, molecular function: RNA binding. The transcript has 4 exons. Gene Ontology annotation, cellular component: cytosol. Bases 1 to 720 code for a protein of 239 amino acids. Lineage: Eukaryota; Oomycota; Peronosporomycetes; Peronosporales; Peronosporaceae. The record is from RefSeq and is a predicted model, not a curated record.